Rhineura floridana is the source of this 3288-nucleotide messenger RNA. It is a transcript of the gene ADGRL4, whose product is annotated as adhesion G protein-coupled receptor L4. The transcript has 16 exons. Bases 509 to 2851 code for a protein of 780 amino acids. Gene Ontology annotation, molecular function: G protein-coupled receptor activity; calcium ion binding. The record is from RefSeq and is a predicted model, not a curated record. Gene Ontology annotation, biological process: cell surface receptor signaling pathway; adenylate cyclase-activating G protein-coupled receptor signaling pathway. Gene Ontology annotation, cellular component: membrane. NCBI's taxonomy places the organism in Eukaryota, Metazoa, Chordata, Lepidosauria, Squamata, Rhineuridae.
GGAAAGCAGUCAACACAGAAGCAAACACAACCUUUGCCAAUUCCUUUGGGAGGAUAAAACUCUGAUUUGCUCAGUCACCUUUGGGCAAGGGUGAUGGAAUUCUGACUGCUGCUUUGCCAUCACUCAUUACCUCUUUCAUUCCUGGUCUACUCCCCACAGCCUUCCAGGGCAAUUCUGAUCUCCAUCCAGUGUACUCGCCUCAGUCUUUUGCUCCACUGCUCUACAGCACUUUCCCUGUAUUCUUUUAAAAUCUUCUCAUUGUUCCUUUAUAUCUCAUCUACUCGCACUCUGUGCUCAUGUCUGUUCCCUGCUCAAAUCCCUGUCCUCACUCAUAUUCCUUCAUCUACUUGACCAGCCUUUCUACACAAUUCCUUUUCUUUGUCUCCCCACUGAUCUGUUAUUCAUCGUUUGAGCCUAUUUCAUCCUUCUCUUAAUAUAUUUGGAGAAGCAUACCUACAGAUAAAUGACAGCAUAACAGAAGCAGCUUUGCUGGGAUUCCACUCUUCUAAUGGGCAUGUGCAAACAUUUUGCACAUUAUCAUACAUUUUCCAGCAAGACUGGUCUCUUUGUUACAAAGGGACUCAAGACUGAGCAUUUCAUAGAAGCACCACCCAUGAAACUUCUACUGGUUCUAGUGUUUAUGUCCACCCUGUUGGACAGUAGCUACUCCUUCCAGAACUGUACCAACCCAUGCCACGAGCAUGCAAAAUGUGAAAUUCGUAAUGGAGUUCAUGGCUGUUAUUGUAGCCCAGGAUUCACUGGACCUGGCAUAAAAGGACCUGGCAUAAAUGGAUGUUACGAUGACAAUGAAUGUGCAAAUGCCACACAACUUUGUGGAGAAAAUGCUAACUGUACAAAUACUGUGGGAAGUUAUUAUUGCAUGUGUGCACCUGGAUUCCAGUCUAGUAAUGGCAAUACCACCUUUGUGACCAAUGAUGGGACUUCUUGUAAAGAUAUAGAUGAGUGCAAUGAACCAGCAACCGCUACCUGUGGAGAUCAUGCGAAAUGUGAAAAUGUGAAUGGAGGAUAUAACUGUUCCUGUAAGGAAGGUUAUCAACCAUCCACAGGAAAAUUACAGUUUAAGCCAAAUGACGGCACUUCCUGCCAAGCAGAAAUCCCAACACCAAAGUGUGAAUUGAACUAUGUCUGUAUAGCUCAAAAUAUUAACAGAACUUUAGCUAAAAUUAGAAAAAUAAAAGGACCCUUGGCUAUACUACAAGAAAUCAAUCAAAACACUGUAGGACAAAUUUCACCAGUAGAUGUGAUUUCCUACGUUGAAGCAUUAUCUGAAUCUUCUCCCUUACUAAGCACCAUGAAUAACACGAUUUCUGACAAUGAAAUGCUCUAUAAUCGAACUCUUAACGAAUUUGUUAAUACUCUGAACAAUUUUGUACAGAAGGAUAAAAUUGCAGCGUGGGAAGCUAUCCCAGAAGAUAACAGAAAAAGAAGUCUCACUAAACUGAUGCAUGCUGCGGAACAAACCACGGCUCUUGUGUCCCAGAGCUUCCAAAAGAUGACAGAAGUAGAGGUUAAUGCUAGUGAUUUAGCUCUCAAAGUUCUUGCCUUUGACAUGCAACGCAUGCAGCGCAUUCACCAACUUGUAUACAUGGGCGGAGACUCUAUAAAGGUCUCUGCAAAGAAAAAGGAAGCAUCUACUUCUAAAGGCACUGUUGCAGUUGUGUUUCUGCGGUACAGCAACAUUGGCUCUCUGCUCUCAUCAUCCCAGAACGUCACAUCAUUGGAAACUUCAGAGCAUCGAGAGAUAGUAGGCUCAUCAGUUAUAGCUGUUGCAAUUAACUCCAUGCCACCUAUGCUCUAUCCAGUUGAGAAAAUAACAUUGACUUUAAAACAUGCACAGACUGUAGACAAAAAAGAUGUCAAGUGUGCAUUUUGGAAUUAUUCAGAAGACACAAUGGAAGGAAACUGGUCCACAGAAGGAUGUGAACGGACACAUUUCAAUAGCACUCAUACCUCAUGCACAUGUAAUCAUCUUACCCCUUUUGCUGUUUUGAUGUCCUCAAAUAAUUCUGAAGUUGAUGACAAGGAUUAUUAUAUUCUUACAAGAAUCACUCAGCUCGGAAUAAUUAUCUCAUUGAUCUGCCUCUCCAUGUGCAUUUUCACGUUCUGGUUCUUCAGUGAAAUUCAAAGCACAAGGACAACAAUUCAUAAAAAUCUCUGUUGUAGCCUUUUCCUGGCUGAGCUUAUUUUUCUUGUUGGAAUUAACAUGAGCAGUAAUAAGCUAUUCUGUUCAAUCACUGCUGGAUUACUCCAUUACUUUCUCUUAGCUGCCUUUGCGUGGAUGUGUAUUGAAGGCAUUCACCUGUACCUUAUAGUGGUCGGAGUAAUCUACAAUAAAGGAUUCUUACACAAGAAUUUCUAUAUCUUUGGCUAUGUGAGCCCAGCAGUGGUAGUUGGCAUUUCUGCAGCAUUGGGAUCCAAAUACUACGAAAGAACUGAUGUAUGUUGGCUCAGCACAAAGAACAACUUUAUAUGGAGUUUUAUAGGACCGGCAUGUCUGAUCAUUCUUGUUAAUUUGAUUGCUUUUGGUGUCAUUAUAUAUAAAGUAUUUCGACAAACAGCCAUGUUGAAGCCAGAAGUCAGCUGCUAUGAAAAUAUAAGAUCUUGUGCUCGAGGGGCUCUUUCUCUCCUCUUUCUCCUUGGGGCUACCUGGAUCUUUGGCGUGCUCCAUGUCAUCCAGGGAUCAGUGGUCACAGCAUACCUUUUUACAAUCUUCAAUGCAUUUCAAGGAUUGUUCAUCUUCAUCUUUCUUUGUGUUUUAUCACGAAAAAUCCAGGAUGAAUACUUGAGGUUGUUCAGAAAUGUCCCUUGCUGUUUUGGAUGCUUAAGGUAAAUUGAUGGAAAGUGUCGAUGAGCAGCACCGUGGAAGAAAGGAGAAAGCGGGAGGCUUUAGAAAAAUUGCUGUAUUGUGAAAGUAUGAAAUGAGCUACUGAGCUGACAUCUCUCUUAAAUCAAUUACUUUCUCUCCAGUAUAGGUAUUGUACUUAAAUGUGCACUGAGGAACACUGUAUUGUGUACAAACAUCAUAUCUGUACAAGACAGACUGGUGUAUUGUGUAACAAAUAAAGCUUCUUAAAAAGCUCAGGACUCUUCAGGUCUAAUGGCUGUAGCUCAAAAGGGAUCAAACUCAAUGUGUAAAGCCAUUUUUGUGAGUAGCUUUGCUAUUAAUGUCAUACCUGCUGACUUGGAAGUGAAAAUAAUUUUGGUUAUUGCUGUUUAAAGAGUAAAUUCCAUUAGAAUGUUAAUAAAAAGAUUUGACUUUUAUCAAAA